UGUACAAAGUGUGGCGUCCCUGACACCUGGCACCGCAACCGGCCGAAGCUAAUUACUGCCCCGGCCCCUGUAUAUAAAGCGAGGGCAGCUCAUCCCGGAACAGCAAUCACUCUGCGCGUACCCAGGCAGGAGUACCCAACAAGAAGUACCCGGGGCAAGGAGAUGGCAGACACCCUGAGGAGGCUGACCAACAGCGAGACAUGCAGACUCCUACAGGACAAGCUGGAGGACUGGUACAAGGAUUACCAUAUUAAUUCAUGUGACCACAAUCUGAACAUUUGCUGUGAACUUCUUGAGUUGAACUCCAAGAUUCAGGGCCAACUUUUCACGAUCCUCAGUGUAACAGCUCGGGAAGGUGGUCAGUAUGCUGGUGUGGAGAUUCUUAAAAGUCGUUUCCUGCCAUGGCUGGGAACCUGCUUUACCACAACGUCCUCAGGUGCCGAUACCAGCUUCUCCCUCCUUCAGGAAUCACUGGAGAGAGACAAGAAGUUAAGAGAACUGUCCUCUUCCCAAGAAAAAGAACUGCAUAAAAUGGAGACCCAGAUAGCAUCUACACGCCAAGAACUUAGCUCAGUCAGACAAGAACUGAUAGAAUCACAAAUGGAGCUUGAAGACACAAAAACAAAAUCCGCAUCUACACUUCUAGCCACUGAAGAGGAGAUUCUUCAACUUAGAGCAGAGUUGAGGUCAGCCCAGGAUAAAUUAGAAAUGAGAAAGCUGGACACUGUGGAUGAUUACGAAAGACAGAUACGUCUGCUAAAAGAUGAGAUCUCCGUUUUGUCAGCGGAGAGGAGCAUGCUUCAGAGCAGACUUUCCCGAAGCCGCUCUCCCAGCCCCUUGCGCCAUUCCAGCCGAUCAUCAAGUCCGUUCUUGCGGUGUGAGUCGCCUACCUCUGCCAGGCUGACCAACUCCUCACGUCAUGCCCGCCUCAUCUCCAGGUUUAAUGACAUCUUUGCCAAUGAUCGUUUAGAUGCCCAGAAUCUUCUCAAACGUUACAUUGACGACAUAGAGAUGGUCCAGAGGAUCAUUUUUAUUGCCACCGUGGAAUCAUUCCAUGCAGCCAAGAUGGCAUUCAGACAGUUCAAACUGCGUGUAAGGAAGUCUCUGUCUCCAUCUCACAUGGGGCCCGAAUCUCUGGAGGAUGCAGUCAUUGACUACAUAGUGCGCAACCUGGAUCUCUACGACGUCCAGUCCAGUGUUAAUGAGGUGAUCAGUGCCAUGAACGUCAAUCCUAAAAUUUCAUUCCCACCAGAAGUUGACUUUAUUCUGAUCAGUGGCUUUAUCAGGGAGGUGUGCCGCGUAGCAUUUGCCAUGCAAACUCUAGAAGCACCAUUGGACAUAGGAUUCGCUGUUGAUGGAGAGCUUUUUAAUGAAACCAAAUAUCGUCAUUCCUAUGAUUCUGAGCUCACCGCUCCUCUCGUUUACUACCACGUGUGGCCUUCUCUGAUGGAAAACGACAAUGUCAUUGUCAAAGGAGAAGCAGUGACAAAAAGAGGUGCUCUGUGGAGUCCAGGAAAAAGUAGAAGUAGGAGCUGUAGCCCCAUCCGGUCCCGCUCAGCUAGUCCAGGGCGAACCUUGGCCUCUAGAAGCCGGAGUCCAUCCCCACUUAGAAGAAGUGGAACUCCAAGAUUCUAACAGGCUGGAAGUGUGAUCUCUAUCCACCAGGAAUCAAUCUGUCAGUGGUGCUUCAUUGUUCCUCCAGAGUACCUCAGACCUUCAUUGUGAUAAUGUGAAUGGUUCUUCUAUAGACAAUGUUUUUUUUUUACUACUACUAUUAUUUAGUGUGUUACAUUUUUUGUUUUAAUUUCACACUUGUAUUUUUCUGUACAAAUGAAUGAAACCAGAUUAAUGCUGUAGUGUGUGACAUCACAGGAGUCAUCAUCACAGUAAAGUGAUAUUACUGAAUCAUAAUUAUAAUAAUAUAAUCCCUAGUGGCUGAUUGAAAACAAUGUUACCCCUAGUUGUCUUUCCCUGACCCAGAACAAAGUAAAAAAAAAAAAAUGCUGUUACAUAUUUGUCUUUUUACAACAAUGUACACAACUUAUGUUAACUUUUGGAUCCACAAACAUCUUGGACACUAAAAAAGUUUACAGAUAUUUGCAAUAUUGCUAUUAUAAUCAUGUGCAUGCAAUUUUUGGUUUGCAAAGUAGCAUUCCAAAUGUGUGUGUGUGUAAUAAAUAUAUAUAUUACAUACACAUAUAUGCAAACCCUUCUAAGUCUGGAUAGAAAGCAAUUAAAGCGAGCCAAAAGGACCAUACAUUCCCAUGCUUCAUCUCAGUUUAAGCACAUCAUUAUCUUGUUAUAUGGGCAAAUAUAACAAUGGCCACAUGUCCCCAUGCCAAAAUACCCCCCCCCAAUUAAUAUUUGAAUUAUGUGCCUUUAAAUGUCUGGUAUUUUAAUACAGAUAUCUGUGAUAUUAAAUAUAAACGGCAAGUUUGUACCCUUUAA
Messenger RNA from Spea bombifrons (plains spadefoot toad), 2448 nucleotides. RefSeq names its product spermatogenesis associated 18 (gene SPATA18). Gene Ontology annotation, biological process: mitophagy by internal vacuole formation; mitochondrial protein catabolic process. The record is from RefSeq and is a predicted model, not a curated record. NCBI's taxonomy places the organism in Eukaryota, Metazoa, Chordata, Amphibia, Anura, Pelobatidae. Bases 163 to 1635 code for a protein of 490 amino acids. Gene Ontology annotation, cellular component: mitochondrial outer membrane. The transcript is spliced from 13 exons.